Chenopodium quinoa (quinoa) is the source of this 933-nucleotide messenger RNA. Its product is annotated as protein MAIN-LIKE 1-like. NCBI's taxonomy places the organism in Eukaryota, Viridiplantae, Streptophyta, Magnoliopsida, Caryophyllales, Amaranthaceae. Bases 1 to 933 code for a protein of 310 amino acids. The transcript has a single exon. The record is from RefSeq and is a predicted model, not a curated record. Gene Ontology annotation, biological process: meristem development; meristem maintenance.
AUGGUAUAUAGGGGUCAGUUUGGGAGAUUUGUUGGUAGUGGGUCGAGUCAGCCUACUUCUAGCUCUGCAGAGGCAUGGUUAGUGCAGGAACCGAUGCCGGGUGGGCCUGAGGAUGGGUCAGUUAUCCCUAGUUUUGGCGGUCACGUGGCACGGUAUAUCUGGAUAGAGCAGGAGCGUAGUGUUUUGCGAUGUUUGAGUAGGACAAAGUUAUGUUCAGACUUGUUCACUUGGCGAGGUCGUCAAUCUGUGGAGGACAUUGCGGCGAUUGAUGCUAGUUGGUGGUCUCACUUGCCCGGCCUGAUGUUUAAGAGACUUGAUUGGCCGUUGAUUUCUGCUUUUGUUGAGAGGUGGCAGCCAGAUACGAACACCUUUCACAUGCCAUUUGGGGAGAUUACGAUCUUGCUGCACGACGUGUACAACAUACUUGGGUUACGGGUUGCAGGCAAUAUGGUGUCCACUACUCCUAGCACGGACGUGUUACGGGACGCGUGCUCGGUCACCAUGGAUAUGACUCUAGAUGAUCUGUUUGAGAUUUGCGGCACAAAGACCAUUUGGCAGGGUAGUGGGGUGUUGACUGAUAAGAUUUUUGAGUCGACAUUGGCGGUUGACCGGGAUUUUAGUGAGCAGCUUGAUGCAUACUUGUGGUUAGUGCUUGGAGGUACACUGUUUGUAGACAAGAGUGGUAACCGUACGCAUCCUUCCUUCCUCCAUGAGCUAUGUCACACGGAUUUCCCUAUUAACGAGUAUGCUUGGGGAACAGCUGCAUUGGCCUACUUGUAUCGGCAAUUGGGCACGGCAUCACGGAAAGGUGCUGAUUCGAUUGCUGGUUGUCUCACGCUUCUGCAAGCGUGGAUUUACGAGUACUUUCCGUGCUUUCGGCCACAGCAGGGUACCUUGACCCGGGACCUUCAAAUGCCUCGUGUGUCUGCUUAG